GCACCAACACAAUCAAGGAUUAGCUGUCGAUUACCAAUCAAUCGAACCUCAGAGCGGAAGUCGUAACUCAGAGCGGAAGUCGGAGAAUGCACGAUGACAAGAAGCUAGCUUGAUAUUAAAGAAACAAAAGCCCCCCAAAAUAGCUAUCGCAUAAGUGUUCCAACAGAACGAUUAAUGAACGUGUGUUUCUAGUAAAUGUUUACAUAUUUGUUCAUCCAAAAGAGGGGAUUAGACAUUUGAAGAAAAAAGCUAGCGUCUAACGUUGUGUCAGGAUGGACCCAGCCUUGUUGAGAGAGCGGGAGCUCUUUAAGAAGAGGGCUCUCUCUCAGCCCACGGUUGAGAAGAGACCUGCAGCCUCCGAGUCAGGCGGUUCCAAGAAGAAGAAGUCCAAAGCUGACAAGGAGGCCUCUGGGUCCAAACAUGGCGCAGACACCAGUAAUGGUAACUUCAACCUGAAGGCCCUGACAGGCAGCUCUGGCUACAAGUUUGGUUGCCUGGCUAAGAUAGUAAACUACAUGAAGACCAGACACCAGCGUGGUGAUACUCACCACUUGACUGUGGAGGAGAUUCUAGAUGAGACCAAACUACUGGACAUCGGCAUGAAGCAGAAACAAUGGCUGAUGACUGAGGCGCUGGCCAGUAACCCUAAGAUAGAGGUGAGGGAUGGGAAAUAUGCCUUCAAGCCCAAAUAUCACCUGAAGGACAAGAAAGCCCUGCUCAGACUGUUGGAUAAACAUGACCAGCUGGGACUGGGAGGAUUACUGCUAGAUGAUGUGGAGGAGGGGCUACCCAACUCUGCCAAAGCACUGAAGGUUUUGGGAGACCAGAUCAUCUUUGUGACAAGACCAGACAAGAAGAAGAUUCUGUUCUAUAAUGAUAAACACUGCCAGUUUACAGUUGACGAAGAGUUCACCAAGCUGUGGAGGAGUAUCCCAGUGGACUCUAUGGACGAAGAGAAGAUAGAGGACUACCUCAAGAGACAGGGCAUCUCCUCCAUGCAGGAGACUGGACCCAAGAAAGUUUUACCAAUCAAGAGGAAGAAGCCAGGUGGACAGAAGAAGAGACGCUUCAAGACUCACAACGACCAUCUGGCCGGAGUACUGGAGGACUACUCAGAGGGCGUACCCGCUAAGAAGUGAUGUCACUUCCUGGUUAUACCCCUCCCACUUCCUCUUCCCUGGCCCAGUGAGAGAGGGGUGACCUGGGAGUUGUUGUUUUGUAGUUUGUUUUAUUUGUCUCACCAAAACUACAAUGAAGAUGAGAGGAGACAAUGGCCCUGUCUCAAACGUGUGAACUUGCUUCCUUUUCUUGUGUCCUUUCCUCCCCCGACGAUAAAGGAGAAGGAGAUGAGGACAGGAAGCCAUUUUGGAACGUUGAGACACAAGAUGGCUGACUGAUUGACUGAAGUGAAGUCCUUGCCAAACACACCAACCUAAAGAGACUCUCGCUGUCCUUUUUGAUAAAACUGGACCAGUUUUGGUUCUAAGCAGUAAUACAAAAUGGUGGACGGCUUUAGGGUAGCAAAAAUGUCCUGUUAAAUUUUCCCCCAAAAUCCCAGGUUUUCCAGAAAUCCCAGUUGGAAUAUUCCUGUAAUGACAAAUUCCCUGGAAUCUGGUAACACUUCAAAGGGGAUUCUGGGAAAGUUACUGGAUAUGUGCAACCUUAGAAGGGGCUGUAUGUGUAAAUGUCUGGCACACGAUGGACACUGUGUGUGAUAGUGGAGAGAGGAUGUGUGUGAAAGUGUUUUCUUUUAAAUAAUACCAGUCGUAUUGUCUGCUGUAGUUGUUCCUUAUAUUCAUUUACAACAGUGGUCACCAAUGGCAACCUGGAGAAAUACAGGUUGUGCAGGGUUUUGCUCCAGACCUGCACAAACACUCCUGACUUAGCUAAACGACUCGUAGAAUCUACCAGGUUUACUCAGACAAACACUAGCCUGGUCCCAGGGUCUUUGUGCUGUCAUUCCAAACGGCAUGACAACGAGUCAUAGCAGAGCUGAAAUCAGGCUAGACAAACACCCCACUCCCAUAGAAACCUCUCCCACGACAUACUUACAGUAUAUACCACUAAGAUAAUAAACUGUCCCUUCAGUAUAUACUACUAAGAUAAUAAACUGUCCCUUCAGUAUAUACUACUAAGAUAAUAAACUGUCCCUUCAGUAUAUACUACUAAGAUAAUAAACUGUCUCUUCAGUAUAUACUACUAAGAUAAUAAACUGUCCCUUCAGUAUAUACUACUAAGAUAAUAAACUGUCCCUUCAGUAUAUACUACUAAGAUAAUAAACUGUCCCUUCAGUAUAUACUACUAAGAUAAUAAACUGUCCCUUCAGUAUAUACUACUAAGAUAAUAAACUGUCCCUUCAGUAUAUACUCAAACUGUUCAUCAAGACCUUGAUUGAUUGGGUGAAUCGGUUGUGUUAGUACAAGGCUAGAACAAAAGCCCGAGACACCCUGUAUCUCUCCACUUCCUGGUUGGUUGGUGAUCGCUGGUCUCUUGAGCUUUCUUCAUUACUGAGCACAUUACCCACAGUACCUUUCUCCUGAGGCCUUUCCUCUGACGCACAAUAAAGUCAUGGAAAACACA
Molecule: messenger RNA, 2580 nt
Organism: Oncorhynchus mykiss (rainbow trout)
Lineage: Eukaryota; Metazoa; Chordata; Actinopteri; Salmoniformes; Salmonidae
Source: RefSeq, a predicted model, not a curated record